Venturia canescens is the source of this 1536-nucleotide messenger RNA. RefSeq names its product tropomyosin 2 (gene Tm2). The transcript is spliced from 7 exons. Gene Ontology annotation, molecular function: actin filament binding. Bases 192 to 1046 code for a protein of 284 amino acids. NCBI's taxonomy places the organism in Eukaryota, Metazoa, Arthropoda, Insecta, Hymenoptera, Ichneumonidae. The record is from RefSeq and is a predicted model, not a curated record. Gene Ontology annotation, biological process: actin filament organization; muscle contraction. Gene Ontology annotation, cellular component: actin filament.
GUCGACGUUGGAAGUAUAUCCGCGGUGCUUGAAAGCUCGGGGCUCGCCAUUUUUGGGUUCCCCACCCGCGACUUUUGGGAGCUUGGCGUCACGUCAGCAGUCAGGACGGCACUCGUCUCGCGUCGCUCUGCUAGCUCGGGUAGCAAACUUGUUAGUUUCGUGAGAAAAGUCAUAAAAAAAAAGCCGCCACCAUGGACGCGAUCAAGAAGAAGAUGCAAGCGAUGAAGCUUGAGAAGGACAAUGCGAUGGACAAAGCGGAUACCUGCGAAGGUCAGGCGAAAGAGGCGAAUAUGAGAGCCGACAAAGUUCUGGAGGAAGUCGGUGAUUUGCGCAAAAAGUUGCAACAAGUUGAAGCCGAUCUUGCCACCAACAGGGGUAACCUUGAACAGGCUAACAAGGACCUCGAAGAACGCGAAAAGUCUCUGACCAACGCCGAGUCCGAGGUCGCUGCUUUGAACAGAAAAGUUCAACUGAUCGAGGAGGAUCUUGAGCGUUCGGAAGAGCGUUCCAACACCGCCUCGACCAAACUCGCCGAGGCUUCUCAAGCUGCUGAUGAGUCGAGCCGUAUGUGCAAAGUAUUGGAGAACCGUGCUCAGCAAGAUGAGGAACGAAUGGAUCAGCUGACGAAUCAACUCAAAGAAGCCCGUCUCCUUGCUGAAGACGCUGACGGAAAAUCCGACGAAGUUUCUCGCAAGUUGGCCUUCGUUGAGGACGAACUCGAGGUUGCUGAAGACCGUGUUAAGUCUGGAGAAGCUAAGAUCAUGGAAUUGGAAGAGGAACUCAAGGUCGUUGGUAACAGCUUGAAAUCCUUGGAAGUGUCGGAAGAAAAGGCAAACCAAAGAGUCGAAGAAUUCAAACGGCAGUUGAAAACUCUGACCGUCAAGCUAAAAGAGGCCGAGGCUCGUGCCGAAUUUGCGGAGAAGACAGUAAAGAAAUUGCAGAAGGAGGUUGACAGGCUCGAAGACGAGCUUGGAAUCAACAAGGACAGAUAUAAGUCCUUGGCGGACGAAAUGGACUCGACCUUCGCGGAAUUGGCAGGAUAUUAAAAAAAAAAGACGAAAAAUUGUCAACUCCUCUGUCUACACACAUAUAUUUAUAUAUACAUAAAUUCACGUAUGCAAAAGUUAUACUUCUGUUCACCGAACACAGUUUGGUAUAUUCGGAAUGUAUAACUUAACACGAAUGGACCUACGUAAACACAAAAAGGGAAAAUGAAAGAAAAUAUUUGAAGAUAAAGGAACAAAUGGAACGAGAACUAUUCUGAUGAUAAACAAAUGGAUGGCAUAUUCAAUAUAUAAUGUAUACAAUAUAUUAUGUAUACACAUACUAUAAAUACACUGUCCACUUCCCUCACAUUGUACGUUGUUCAUGACACAGAAAAACUACACACACACGUAACUAUUGCGAUAAAGAAACAUAUAUCUUACUAUAAAAAACAAUUGUACGAAAUGUUAUAUGGAAAGUGUAAUAAAAAUCGAUAUAAGUGUUUUGAAAAAAAGAAUGAAACAAAGCAAUACUAAAAGAGCAAAAGUAAAA